AAAACAUGGGCGGGGCCGAGCCGUGUUGUUUUCGUUGAGGUAGGCAGUCGACAUCUUUAUUUGUGGCGUCUCAGUAAACAUUUGAACCGUAUUUCCUUUUCUAGAAUAGUUACUUUGAAGGAAUUUAGGGAAGGGACAAGUGGAGGAUUUUUGCUUGGUGCUUGAGUCGAAAGUCAUUUUACUGUCAAAGAUGGGGAGUCAGUACCAGCGCUCGGUACCGCUGGAGGUGAGGAGAGCAGAGGGAGAGCGGGUUCGGUCCAAGCAUCCUGACAAGAUACCGAUCAUAGUGGAGAGGGCCCAGAGGUCUCGAGCUCCUGAACUGGAUAAAAAGAAAUACUUGGUGCCCUCAGAUUUAACAGUGGGCCAGUUGUGCUUCUUGAUCCGUCAGCGUGUUUCCUUGAGACCAGAGGAGGCACUCUUCUUCUUUGUCAACAACUCCCUGCCCCCCUCCAGCUCGCCUCUCUCAGCUGUCUAUGAGGAGCACCACGAAGAAGACCUGUUCCUCUACAUGACCUACAGCAACGAGAGUGUCUACGGCGCCUGAAGGCCGCACGCCGAAUCGGCUGUGAAGACGACAACGAGAAAGGAGGGUAGAAGAGAGGAGUGAAGUGUUGUUUCCUAUAGCUUUACACCAUUAUUAUUGUUAUUCUACUAUAUUAGUGUAUGGGAUGAAUGCUGAAGAUUGCGGUUUCAUUUAUUAUGAGUUUUUUUUUGUUUUCGGAAAAUGAAAAAAAAGGAAGUGUGAUGGAAAACGGAAGUUGUCUUAUGAUCUUCGAGAGAGCUCCCCUCAUCUUUCUCAUAUUAAGUAUUUAAUGAAUUUUGGUUUUGUACAUUUUUUGUGGCAAA
Dunckerocampus dactyliophorus (ringed pipefish) is the source of this 846-nucleotide messenger RNA. RefSeq lists its product as uncharacterized. Gene Ontology annotation, molecular function: ubiquitin protein ligase binding; GABA receptor binding. Bases 191 to 544 code for a protein of 117 amino acids. The record is from RefSeq and is a predicted model, not a curated record. The transcript has 5 exons. Gene Ontology annotation, biological process: autophagy of mitochondrion; macroautophagy; cellular response to nitrogen starvation. Gene Ontology annotation, cellular component: autophagosome; autophagosome membrane; cytosol. NCBI's taxonomy places the organism in Eukaryota, Metazoa, Chordata, Actinopteri, Syngnathiformes, Syngnathidae.